This is a messenger RNA of Opisthorchis viverrini, 483 nucleotides long. RefSeq lists its product as hypothetical. The record is from RefSeq and is a predicted model, not a curated record. The transcript has 3 exons. Bases 1 to 483 code for a protein of 160 amino acids. NCBI's taxonomy places the organism in Eukaryota, Metazoa, Platyhelminthes, Trematoda, Opisthorchiida, Opisthorchiidae.
AUGGUAAGUGAACUGAUCAUAUUGCGCUGUCUUGGCCACGUGUUCCGUAUGCCAGUCAACCGAAUUUCUCGAAGGGCUCUUUUCGCACAAUCACGUGAAGGGUGGAAACGAGUCAGGGGAGGUCAAAAUGAAUUGGCAGCGAAGUUGAAAGUCAUUACCAGAGAACUCAGCUGCCCGCCCCGAAGGAAGUACAAGGGCUGGGAUACCGUCAAGUUGACCAAGUCUAGACAGGGGAAGUGGAGAGGCAGAAGUCGGUCCAGAGCAGCUUUUGUGAACCUACAUCACCUGUGGCGUAGGCGUGACAUCAGCUUCUCUGUCAAGGGUCGAGUUUACAAUGCUGCGGUGCGCUCCAUAUUACUAUACGGUCAGAAACCUGGCUGCUGCACGCCGAGGACGUCAAAAGACUUUCAGUGUUUGAUCAUUGAUGUCUUCGGAGCAUUGCCCGAAUAUGGUGGGAACACCGGAUCAGCAAUUCUGAAGUAG